AUGGCUGCAUCUACUGAAGUAAAAAAACAAACCAAGAGAGGAGCAACUGACUUUGUUGCUGGUGGUGUUGCCGGUUUAUUCGAGGCUUUGUGUUGCCACCCAUUGGACACCAUCAAAGUUAGAAUGCAAUUGUACAGAAAAUCAGGUCAAAAACCACCUGGGUUCGUCAAGACUGGUAUCAACAUUGUCCAAAAGGAAGGGUUCCUUUCGCUAUACAAAGGGUUGGGAGCCGUUGUUAUAGGUAUUGUCCCUAAAAUGGCCAUUAGAUUCUCGUCGUAUGAGUUUUACCGUUCCUUCUUUUACGACAAGGAUGGUAAAAUUACUGCAGGUCAAACAUUUAUUGCUGGUGUGGGUGCAGGUAUAACUGAAUCCGUUAUGGUGGUUAAUCCUAUGGAAGUUGUUAAAAUCAGAUUACAAGCUCAACACCACUCCAUGAAGGAUCCUCUUGAUAUUCCAAAGUACAGAAAUGCUCCUCAUGCUGCUUAUGUCAUUGUCAAAGAAGAAGGUUUCAAGACCUUGUAUCGUGGUGUGUCAUUGACCUGUGCUAGACAAGCUACUAACCAAGGUGUCAAUUUCACGGUUUACUCCAAAUUGAAGGAAUACUUGCAAAAGAAACAAAACACUGAAAUGUUGCCAUCAUGGCAAACUUCCGGAAUUGGUUUGAUUUCAGGUGCUUUGGGUCCAUUGUCCAAUGCUCCUUUGGACACUAUCAAGACCAGAUUGCAAAAGUCAAGUUAUGCUAGCAACGAAAAAGGAUGGGUUAGAAUCGUCAAGAUUGGUAAGCAAUUGGUCAAGGAAGAAGGUACCGCUGCUUUGUAUAAAGGUAUCACUCCAAGAAUCAUGAGAGUUGCUCCAGGUCAAGCUGUUACUUUUACAGUUUACGAAUUUGUCAAGGAAUUGUUGACCAAAGAUUCAGUCUCGUUGACUGGAAACAACGAACAAAAGAAGUUGAAGUAG
This is a messenger RNA of Lodderomyces theae, 957 nucleotides long. It is a transcript of the gene SFC1, whose product is annotated as Sfc1p. The record is from RefSeq and is a predicted model, not a curated record. Gene Ontology annotation, biological process: fumarate transport; transmembrane transport; succinate transport. The transcript has a single exon. The coding region runs from base 1 to 957 and encodes 318 amino acids. Lineage: Eukaryota; Fungi; Ascomycota; Pichiomycetes; Serinales; Debaryomycetaceae.